AUGCUGCCCCUCCGUGUACUACCAUUCAUCGCUGCAGGCGGUUACGCCUCCCAAUUACGCUUCUACAGCGAGGGGAAGCCAACUGAAGGACACAGAAAGAUCAACCUGGACGAUGAUGAGAGGUGGAUCGAGGCGGAGUUCGACGAAAAACUUCGGUCUCCAGAAGAACGAUAUGCACUCGAACGACAGCGCGAGACAAUGAAGGGACUCAUCAAGAAAAUACGCAACGAACACAAACAGCACAUGCACGAAUCUGUACGCGAGAGGGACGCUCAAAUUGACAACCUCAAAGAGCAAAUACAGACAAUGGAAAAGAAACUACAGCAGUUAACGAACGAGAAGCAAUAG
Trypanosoma brucei brucei TREU927 is the source of this 348-nucleotide messenger RNA. RefSeq lists its product as hypothetical. Bases 1 to 348 code for a protein of 115 amino acids. NCBI's taxonomy places the organism in Eukaryota, Euglenozoa, Kinetoplastea, Trypanosomatida, Trypanosomatidae. The record is from RefSeq and is a predicted model, not a curated record. The transcript has a single exon.